AUGAAAAUUUCAAUCAAGAUCUCAACUCAACAGAACUCGACUUACGCAACAACUCAAUCAAUCAACACCGACACGAUGAGGCCGUUCAGGCUGCACCUCGGCAAGGAGCCGCAUCCUCCUCGAUACACUUGCGAGCGUUCGGCUCUUGAAAGUUCUAUCCGCCGACCGCCAUGCCUGUGCCCCGACUGCCAAGAUGGCUUCUACCCAGAGGAGUCACAGACGAGCCUGGAGCACUCCUACCGCCAAAGACUUUCCAACGCCGAAGCAGAGCGCCGCGCCUGCUCUGCCGUAGACGAUAUUCAGUGCCACAGAAGCCGACUCGACGAAAAGAUCCGAGUCUUCGGUGAUGUCUUGCUGAGUCGGUGGCAGAAGAAGAGCCAAGCAAAACGAGCGACACUACUGAACGGGGCAGCGCCCGGCCUUGAAGAACAGCAGUGGCUUCUCCCGCGAUAUAACUACAUGCAUGAGAGAUUGUAUAUCCACGCUAGAAGCCCAACUCGAAGACGCCAGCUCCUACUUCCCUGGCUUAACGUACACGUCCUCAAGUCCAAUCCUGCCGUGCUCUUUGCUCUUCUCCACUACAGAACGGCCUACCCUCCGCAGUCCUGGGCGACCUUCGAUAGCAACCAGCUCAAAGCCAGCUGGGCAGCUGGCCACUUCGACGUCGACUUCUCUGCCAAGUGCGUUGUGAUGCAUGGAGACCAAUAUGGAUCUCUGAUGGAUUGGGAAGCCAAAGCCGCGCAUCGUGGUGAUACUCUUGGGUAUCCCAGGGCUAUCCUGGUCCUUGAAGCACAGGCCUACCUCUUCGAGGUUCUUUGCAACAUUGUCGACAGGAUCCUUGAGGGAGUACCUCUGCAACCUCCACGAGCCGAGAAGUGGCACGACCUCGUCAGUCGCGAAGAAUUCAAAGAGACAAAUGCAGUCGAGACCUGGUCUCCUUACACCAACCAAGCUUUUUCACGUCCCCCCAUGUUCAACUGCGAUUACCUCCUUACGCUCGCAAACGAUUACAUGCGACGACAUGUCAAGCUCUGGUUUGCAACUGAGGUCUUCAAGAAGGCGUCAGAACCACAGAGAGCUAUGAUGCUUGCGCAACGAAUUGUUCUCGAGAUCGAAAGUCACUUUGUUUGGCGAUGGAUUGAAAUGGAGUGCAACAACGUGGAGGCAGUUCGCAAGCGAUUCCGCGACAAUAUUCAUCCCGGCAUGCCCUUGCCCCCCAAGUACGACAAGGCUCUGGGUGCUCUUGAGCUUCUGCUUGUCAACCAGGUCAAUUACUGGGCCGAACUACUUGGGAAACUACUGCCGCACAUGCCAGGCAUGCAGAAGCACUGGAACAUCGACCGCAGCUACGCUUCUUCCAAGGCAAUUGGCCUUUUGAAGCGCAUCACGCCCGAUACUCAAGAGGCACUUACAAACGAUCCUCUCGACUGGUGUCUUGUUCAGCUACAGGGAAAGCCCGACACUCCGUUGACUUACGACCAGGCCAUGCUCUUCGCCAUGCUCAGGGAUCACUUGUCCAGUAACCCUUCGGAAAGAAAGAGGCUGGAUGAGAUCACGUACCAGAUACUCUCCGACCUGUCGACAUGUCACGAAAUGCUUAUCACCGUCCGUUUGCACAGGCCUCACAACAGCUUGGGAUCACUAGAUGGAGUACUUGCUACAGAACAUCGAGGGUUUUGGAAGAUUUGUCGGCAACUUGCGAUAAGUGAAGAAGCCUUCAAACGUAUCGGAACGGCGUUCGUGGACGACUUCUAUCACGCGAGACUACCGACAGGUUCAAAGAUUUCUGAGCGGAUUUCGCACUUUCGAGCUCUCCGUACAGCAGUGGAGAAAUUCUGGGGAUCGGUCAGGGCAUUUGUGAGAGAGGACUUGACAAAGAGCGACACUUCUUUCAGUUCAGCAGAGGCUGAGGACCUUCUUGGUGUGGUUUCAGCACACCUCAGCGAGGAGUAUACCCAGGAGAAGCAGCAGGCCGAGGCUGAGAUCCUCACUGCAUUCAAGGUCGCAGACAAGGCCCAGCCGAUCGACGGUACCUUCAACGCAAGUUUCGAGCCGAGUAACACGUCUACCACGAUAGCGAAAGGCCGGGAGAAGAUUAAGACACGAGGAGAGCAUGGGUCCUCUGCCAGUGAUGUCACGGAGCCACGAGCUGAAGAUGCAGAGGAGAUGACCAAAGACGCCAUCAUCACAUUGCCUGAAGAUUUACUCGGAGUCAUUCAUCUCAUGUUUCCCAGAAAGGAUAAAGCUGCCAAGGAUGUUACAUGGGAACGAUUCGUCAACAUGAUGGCCAAGGCGGGCUUCACGGCAAGGAACAACACUGGUUCAGCGGUUGCGUUCAAGCAGCGUGGGGCGGGAGGGAGGAUUGUCUUUCACAAGCCGCAUCCUGCCGACAAGCUUGAUCCGGUCCUGUUGCGCAUUAUGGGGAAGAGAAUGGCGAAGUGGUUUGGUUGGAAGCGGGAGCUUUUCGCUCUGCAAGGCAAAGCGACCUCAGGUGUCUAG
Molecule: messenger RNA, 2499 nt
Organism: Fusarium verticillioides 7600
Lineage: Eukaryota; Fungi; Ascomycota; Sordariomycetes; Hypocreales; Nectriaceae
Exons: 2
Coding region: 1-2499 (832 amino acids)
Source: RefSeq, a predicted model, not a curated record